Bursaphelenchus xylophilus (pine wood nematode) is the source of this 2353-nucleotide messenger RNA. The record is from the annotation of a GenBank genome assembly. Lineage: Eukaryota; Metazoa; Nematoda; Chromadorea; Rhabditida; Aphelenchoididae.
AUGGAUGACUCCGAAACCAUGUCCGAGUUUGAGCUGUGGCAAGGCGUGGGCGCGUGUGUAAUUGCCGCUGUUGGUUUUGGGACACUGCACGUUCCAAUUAGGCGAUAUCCGACAGGAGAUGGUAAGAUUUUUUUUGAAGAAUUUCGGAGAAAGCGCGCUGGCCACGCAAAACUCAGAUCUGUGAAGAAUUUGGGAAAGAUUAAGACCAAGACUUUCACUGUAGCGCAUGCUGGACUUCUAGCCUUCAAACUGCAGAAAUUACCGCCAGUUGUAGGAUGAAAAAUGCCAGAACUGCGCUUUCUUUUGCCAUCCUUUUGUAUUUUCCUUAGUGUCUUGCUUAUAUUCAAGAUCUGUCUUGAUUUGUAAUUCGAGAACUUGAAGAUCUACAGUUUGAUCUUUUCAUGCACUAGCUAGCCGCUACAUCACAUUUUAAAAAUUAUUUUUUGCACCUCAAACUUGUAGCGUGCUUGUUACCCAAGAACUAAAUUUUUUCAGGUUUCUUUGUGCAAUGGGCGAUGAGCGUCGGGAUAUUGUUAACCGGAUUCAUUGUUAAUAUUAUCGAGGGUUUCCCAUCCUUUCAGCCGUUGGCUGUGAUUGGCGGGAUCGUUUGGACGGUGGCAAAUACGGUCUCACAAAAAGUCAUCAGUGGACUUGGGCUGGCGGUGGCCUUACUACUAUGGAACACGACAAAUUGCAUAACAGGCUGGGCGACGGGACGUUUUGGAUUGUUCGGAGUGAAAGCAAGGGCACCCGCUAGCGAUGCCCUUAAUCUUGCCGGAUUGGGAUUUGUACUCUUGGGGUAAGCAGUCCGAUUAACAUACAAAUUGUUUGACUUCAUUCAUUGUUGUUAGGUCAGUUUAAUUCCGACCGUUUUUGUUAUGCGGGAUUAGUCGGCCUGACCUGCAGGGCUUAUUGAGCCAAUAACUUGGGAAAAACUUAUCAAAAAUUUGAAAAACGCUUCAGUUUCUCGUUGCAGAGGAUUUGUGAUCGCAUUCGUCCGGAAAACCCCUCGAAUAACGGACCCGUUAAGCGGCCACUCCAGCUACGUCGCUCCCGUUCCCUCCGAUUACUCACCGACACCCGGGUUUUAUCAUCACGGACACGACGGGAUUGAGCCAUACCCUCAAACACACCACAGAUUUCAUCGAAAAUCGAAAUCUCUUCCAUUGAUCCUCCAGCCUGAUCACUCGAAAUGCGACGACAGCGGAAAAAAAUUGAACGCAAACCGCAUUCUGUGCAUAAUUUUGGCGCUGAUCUCUGGUCUCUUCUAUGGAGCCACUUUAUUACCCAUAUUUUACAUUCAAAAUCAUCAUGAUGACUUUCCGUACGCACCGACCGCGGGUUUACCGUUUGUUUUUUCGACGUACUUUGGUGUCUUUAUUGGUUCCAGCAGCAUUUUCGUUGGAUAUGCGUUAUUGCGGUAGGUCGACAAGACAGUUGUUUAAAGCGCAACGCCGAGAUGUUAAAAACAAGACUAAAAUUUGGCAAUAUUAGCACUAGAAAUUGAGCCUGGUGCAAUCCAGGAAUUUGCUGAAUGUAAUGGAAGCGAAACCUUUGAAAACCCAUAUGCAACUUAUACCGAUGAAAACAUAGAGAAUUUUUAAGAACGCCUAAUUGACCGCAAAUCACGCUAGGUUGAAACAUAUUAUAGACGAGUUCUUUUCACGACUCAUCCUUUCUUUUACUUCUCACACCUUUCAGGAAGAACAAUCCAAUUGUCAAUCCAAAAAUAGUGUUGCCGUCGAUGGUCGGCGGUGUGAUAUGGGGAGUCUCGAUGGCGGGAAUGAUCUUAUCCAACGAUCGUCUGGGACAGACCAUAACGUACCCGAUUACUACAACUGUUCCCGGCUGCGUUGCAGCCCUGUGGAGCGUAUUUUAUUUCAAAGAAAUCACAGUGAGUGCAAUCAGACGAGCCUAUAUGUAUAUGUAUAUAAAGGUGGUCAUAUAAGUAUUUAAAAAUUUUGUUUCCCAAAUCGCGAUUUUCGGUGCACAAAAAAGUGGACGCCCAAAUCGAAAAAUUGGCGUCGACUUAAUUUUUUCUCGGUGCCGAAUUCUGAAAUCCGGUUCAUUUUUUAAGUUUUUCGAAAUCAGUGCACAAUGUCUUAACUCUGCACCGUAGGCUUAAGUGCUUAAAUCAGCAGUCCACUAUUUUGUGCACCGAAAAUCGCGAUUUGGGGAAAAAUUUUUUUUAAUAUUUAUAUGACCGAUUUUGUAUACAACACAAAAAGCAUUUGCAGUAAUUUAUGCAGAAAAUUUAUUUCAGACAAAGCGAAACUACCUUUAUUUGUGCGUUGCAUUUGCUCUCAUAUGUGUUGGGACAUUGUUGGUGGUUUUGUCGAAACUCAAUUUAUAA